Geodia barretti is the source of this 1152-nucleotide messenger RNA. Lineage: Eukaryota; Metazoa; Porifera; Demospongiae; Tetractinellida; Geodiidae. The record is from the annotation of a GenBank genome assembly.
AUGAUGGAGACGAUGGACAAGCCCUUCGAAAUCGACGACAUAGAGUGCGCCUAUAUCGGCAACUACUCGUCCGACUUGUUCGAGACUCAGGGCCAUACUGCGCCCAUCGUUGCCGACUGGCUGGGAAUGACCCCCAUCCCCAUCACCCGCAUCGAGAAUGCUUGCGCCAGCAGUGGCAGCGCCCUUCGCGAGGGCGCUAUGGCCAUCGCCAGCGGCAUGUACGACAUCGUGCUGGUUGGCGGGAUGGAGAAGAUGACCAACCUCCCCACCGAAGGCGUUACCGACGUCCUCGCCUCCGCCGCAGACGGUCUCUACGAAGUGCCGGCCGGCCUAACCUUCCCCGGGAUCUUCGGGGCCAUCGCCAAGGCCCACAUGGACCGCUACGAGACCAACUUGGACCACCUGCUCAAAGUGGGCAUCAAGAACCAUAACAAUGGCGCGCUGAAUCCCAAGGCCCAGUUCAACGUUACCAUCCAGGACAUGAUGGAUCGUCGCAAGGCUCGGGCUGAGCAGCGCGGCCAGCCCGUACCGGAUUGGCAGACCGAGCUCGACUUCCUGCACGACGAACAGGCCAACCCCUGGAUCGCUUGGCCCCUGCGCCUCUACGACUGCGCCCCCAUCACCGACGGCGCCUCCUGCAUCCUGCUGGUGUCGUCGGAAAUCGCCCACAACUUUACCGACCGUCCCGUGUCCCUGGCAGGCAUCGGGCAGGCAUCGGGCAAGCCCCUGCACGACGCCGACGAACUGACGUCGCUCUCGGCCGCCAAGGAAGCAUCUCGACAGGCAUACGAGAUGGCGGGCAUCACCGCCGACGACGUGGAUGUGGCUGAAGUUCACGACUGCUUCACCAUCGCUGAAAUCGUUGCCACCGAGGAUCUGGGCUUCUUCGUCCCGGGCGAGGGCCCACGGGCCGUCGACGAAGGCCGCACCGCCCUGGACGGAGACCGCCCAAUCAACACCUCUGGCGGACUCAAGUCCAAGGGACACCCGGUGGGCGCGUCCGGAGUGGGCCAAGUGGUUGAGAUCUAUCACCAGCUUCGCGGCGAGGCCGGGGAGCGGCAGGCCAAGAAAUCAAAGGUUGAAGUCGGCCUUACUCACAAUGUCGGCGGCACUGGCGGCACCUGCGUCGUCAACGUCCUCCGGAUGGAGUAG